UUCUGAAAUGGAAUAAAUACAAGACACUGUGAAGUUUCGAAAUAUUAAUAUUUUUUCAAAAAAUGUCCAGUUCAGUGGAACGAAUUGUAAAUGAUACAUGUGGAUCACAGAAUAUAUCGAAAACAUCAAAUUUUGAAACAGCUGUACCAUCAAAACGAACAUACCCAAAACGUGUAUUUCUGAUCAUUGGAAGUCAGUUCUGUGAUUUCUUCAAUUACUAUGGUUUGAGAGCAAUUUUGGUAUUUUACCUAAAAUACAAAUUGGAUUACACUGAAAAUGAUGCGGCUGUAUUGUUUCAUGUGUUCACAUUCAUGGGAGAUUUAUCAAACAUAUUUGGUGGUAUUAUCUCCGACGUAUGGCUGGGAAAAUUCAAAACCAUUUUUUAUUUAUCAUUGGUCUACUUAGUCGGAUGUAUUAUCAUUUUGAUCGGUGCAAUUCCAGUCAUUGAUUUUUCUCCAAAACUAACUGUAAUUGUGGGUUUAGUUCUGAUUGCGAUCGGUAGAGGUGCAAUUGAACCAUGCAUGUCAGCUUUUGGUGCUGAUCAAUUUAAAAUACCUGAACAAGCAGCCAACGUUGUCAAGUAUUUUUCAAUACUUUAUUUCACAUUCAAUAUUGGUCCACUUAUUUCAACUGGGCUAACUCCAAUUCUAAGAGAAGAUUUCCAUUGUUUUGGUGAAAAUGAUUGCUAUUCUCUUGCGUUUGGAGUUCCUGUUGUCUUCUUGAUUAUUUCCAUCCUACUUGUUGUUAUGGGUAAAUCAUCGUACACGCACAUUGAAACCUCAUCAGAGAAUAUGAUCGUGCGCAUAUUUAAAUGCAUAAAACAUGCCAUAUCCACGAAGAGGAUCGAAAAGGAAGCUAAAUCGCAUAAAAGGCUCCUUGAUUACUCCAUACAAGAAUACGGUGCUCAGUUAGUUGCUGACAUAAGGAUCAUGAAGAGAAUGUUAGUGCUUUAUUUGCCAGCGUCGUUCUAUCGAACGUUGUCGGAGCAACAAGGAAGUCGUUGGACCCUGCAAGCCAAUAAAAUGAAUGGUGACGUUGGGUUUUACAUCAUAAAACCGGACCAAAUUCAAGCAUUAAAUCCAUUAUUGGUUCUUAUACAUAUUCCACUAUUUGAAAUCAUAGUUUAUCCAAUGCUAAGUAAAUUUGGCAUUCGACGGCCACUUCAAAAAAUGACGAUUGGCGGAAUUUUUGCUGGAAUUGCAUUUUUAUUCACAGCAUCCGUUGAAUUCUGGAUUGCCUCGUCACCUGAACAUUCCGUAAGCAUGUUGUGGCAAGUACCUCAAUAUGUAUCUUUGGGAAUGGGCGAGAUUAUGUUUUCCGUAACCGGCUUUGCAUUUUCUUAUGAACAAGCGCCAGCGAGUAUGAAAUCAGUCUCACAAUCUUUUUGGUUUUUGACAUUUGCAUUGGGUAAUUUGAUUCUUGUUUUGAUUACAAAAAUGAAUCUUUUCGAAUCACAAGCGCACGAAUUCAUUAUGUUUGCCGUUUUAAUGUUCAUUGAUAUGUUCAUAUUUGGAAUUAUGGCACGAAAUUUUGAACGUAUGAAUUCAGAUGUGACGAUAGCAAACGAUAUUCACAAAAAUGAAAUGAUCGAAUCAACAAUAUCAGGUGAUAAAUGGUGAUAAGCUUAGAGACACAACAUCAGUAUGAAUUUUUAUUCUGCCAUUGUGAAGCAAUUCCACAACU
Contarinia nasturtii (swede midge) is the source of this 1683-nucleotide messenger RNA. RefSeq names its product peptide transporter family 1-like. Gene Ontology annotation, molecular function: dipeptide transmembrane transporter activity. Lineage: Eukaryota; Metazoa; Arthropoda; Insecta; Diptera; Cecidomyiidae. Gene Ontology annotation, biological process: transmembrane transport; oligopeptide transport. The transcript has 5 exons. The coding region runs from base 63 to 1619 and encodes 518 amino acids. Gene Ontology annotation, cellular component: membrane. The record is from RefSeq and is a predicted model, not a curated record.